Molecule: messenger RNA, 723 nt
Organism: Mesorhabditis spiculigera
Lineage: Eukaryota; Metazoa; Nematoda; Chromadorea; Rhabditida; Rhabditidae
Source: the annotation of a GenBank genome assembly
AUGGGCGGUGAAGUGCGAAUAGCUUGGCUUAUCCUCGGCUGCUUGCUCUUGGUCCGGGCAGGCACAAAGCCAAUCAUCUACAAAAAGGGCAUGGAGCUCCCGGAGACGUUGCCAAAGCCGGAACAAGACAAGCCAAAAUCUGAUACGCCCGACUCGGCGCCGAUCAUCUACAAGAAGGAAGACACAGCGAAGGUACAGCAGCCUCUAACCGCUACAGUCGCGCCAAAGCUUGAUCCAAAGGACACCGAUAAGGGCCCAAAAAUCGAGCCGAAGGUCGAGAUCGUCAAAACGGAGCCGACAACGCACGCUGCUGAAACAACUGCCGCACCAAAAAAGGAGAGCAAAAAACAAGAAGAGGAUUACCUCUCCGACGAUCAGAAACCGGAUGUUGAGGAGGGGAAAGAUGAUAAGGAGGAGGAACAGCAACUCGAGCCCAUUCAAGUGAUUGACGAGGAGUCAAAUGAGGAAUUGGCCAAGUCGACGAAAGAAAAAGUUAAAGAAAUCAAGAAAGCCCAGCGGCUCAAUUAUGAGCCGGAGAGCCAGGACGGCCAUUUUAUGGGCUGGAUGAUCUUCUUGCUGUUGCUUGUCGUCAUCGGAUACGUGGUGAUGCACAACAAGCGGAAGUUGCUCGGCCUCAAGUUUGAGGGUCGCUCAACUCGUCGGGGUUCUCACGCUGCGGCGGCGCCAGAUACCGCCGGCUCAGCCAGCAGGAGCCAGAAAGUG